UGUGAAGAGUGAAGAUGUUAAAGUGGAAGCUCAUUCCUUGCAACCUAAUCACAGAAAAACUGAACAGAUGGAGACAGGAGGUGAUGGACAGGACUGUGGAGGACCAGAACCAGACCGCAACUCGGGUCCAGCCAGUCCUCCAGAUACUGAUAAGAAAACUGCAGACUCUUCUGAGACUGAGGACAGUGGUGAUUGGAAUGAGACCAGAGAACCUCUGUCUGGUGAAGAGUUUGUCAGUGAUUCUAGAUGUAGAACAAGUGAGAAACCUUUGAUCUGUUCUGAAUGUAAGAAAACAUUUGGUUGCAUUCAGAAGCUGAGGAAACACAUGAUGACCCACACAUCAGAGAAACCUUUCAGCUGCUCACAGUGUGGUAAAUGUUUCACCCAAAGGGGAAAUCUAAAAAUACACGAGAGAUUGCACACAAGGGAGAAACCUUUCAGCUGCUCAGAUUGUGGUAAAUGUUUCACUAUGAGUCACAAUCUAAAGAGUCACAUGAGAUUGCACACAGGGGAGAAACCUUUCAGUUGCUCAGAUUGUGGUAAAUGUUUCGCUAAAAGUCAAUAUCUAAAGAGUCACAUGAGAUUGCACACAGGGGAGAAACCUUUCAGCUGCUCACAGUGUGGUAAAUGUUUCGCUAAAAGUCAAUAUCUAAAGAGUCACAUGAGAUUGCACACAGGGGAGAAACCUUUCAGCUGCUCACAAUGUGGUAAAUGUUUCACUGAUAGUGGAUUGCUGAAGAAACACAUGUUUUGUCAUACAGGGGAGAAACCUUUCAGCUGCUCAGAUUGUGGUAGAGGUUUCACUACAAAUGGAGAUCUAAAGACACACAUGCGACGUCACACAGGGGAGAAACCUUUCAGCUGCUCACAGUGUGGUAAAUGUUUCACCCAAAGGGUAAGUCUAAAGAGACAUAUGAGAUGUCACACAGGGGAGAAACCUUUCAGCUGCUCAGAUUGUGGUAAAUGUUUCACUGAUAGUGGAUCGCUGAAGAACCACAUGUUUUGUCAUACAGGGGAGAAACCUUUCAGCUGCUCAGAUUGUGGUAAAUGUUUCACCCAAAGGGGACAUCUAAAUGUACACAUGAGAUGUCACACAGGGGAGAAACCUUUCAGCUGCUCAGAUUGUGGUAAAGGUUUCGCUACAACUGGAGAUCUAAAGUCACACAUGCGACGUCACACAGGAGAGAAACCUUUCAGCUGCUCACAGUGUGGUAAAGGUUUCGCUACAACUGGAGAUCUAAAGUCACACAUGCGACGUCACACAGGAGAGAAACCUUUCAGCUGCUCACAGUGUGGUAAAUGUUUCACCCAAAGAGCAAAUCUAAAAAUACACAUAAGAUAUCACACAGGAGAGAAACCUUUCAGCUGCUCACAGUGUGGUAAAUGUUUCACCCAAAGAGGAAAUCUAAAAAUACACAUAAGAUAUCACACAGGGGAGAAACCUUUCAAUUCCUCAGAGUGUGGUUAAGGUUUCACUAGAAUAUAUUUGAAGCUACUCUUCAUGUUCACAAUUACAACCAACUAUCUAAGAAUUCUUUACAGGGAUUUAUUGGGACGACACUCUUGUUUGGUUUUUCCUAUGCUCCCGAGGGUUUUGUGUCACAGGAUGUCACGUGUGAUAUACAAAAUGAAAUUAAUUUAAAUAUCUUCUGACAGAUGGUCAGAAGUUUAUAUUCCAAGAACAAAACGUUCUUGUCAGUCACACACAAACUAUAAACUAUGUGUAGGAGCCGCAUUUAUGUUUUUGUAUUUUGAAUGAUUUAUAUAUAUUUCUUUCCUCUUUUGUGGAAUCGCAAGUGUGCGCCCUCUGUAGGUGGUGACGGCGCCACCCUUGAAAGGACCAAAGGACACGCAUGUCGGGAGGAAGGCGGGCGCAAAUACCUUCAUUGACCUCAGGGCUGAGGCUGUGAAAUAGGCUGUCUCCGUUUUGGGCCCGUUCAGUUUGUCAUAGUGAUUUUGUUUUGUGACGACCUUUUUUUGUACAAUAAACCGGCAACAUUGAUGGUCAAACUCCCCUUUUCAUUUGAAUUAUUGGACAGAACUGCGAGUCUUGACAUUGCUUUCCUGCUUUCCUCAUGGUGGUAAAAUCAACAAGAACACAGGAAUAGGAUCUAAGGGUUUAAAGGAAAAAACUCAACUGUUUUUGCCACUACACUAUGCUAAGCUAUUAAUUCAUUGGAAAGGUGU
Molecule: messenger RNA, 2187 nt
Organism: Pungitius pungitius (ninespine stickleback)
Lineage: Eukaryota; Metazoa; Chordata; Actinopteri; Perciformes; Gasterosteidae
Product: gastrula zinc finger protein XlCGF57.1-like
Exons: 1
Coding region: 68-1468 (466 amino acids)
Biological process (GO): regulation of transcription by RNA polymerase II
Cellular component (GO): nucleoplasm
Molecular function (GO): DNA-binding transcription repressor activity, RNA polymerase II-specific; RNA polymerase II cis-regulatory region sequence-specific DNA binding
Source: RefSeq, a predicted model, not a curated record